Molecule: messenger RNA, 1128 nt
Organism: Serendipita indica DSM 11827
Lineage: Eukaryota; Fungi; Basidiomycota; Agaricomycetes; Sebacinales; Serendipitaceae
Source: the annotation of a GenBank genome assembly
AUGGCAGACUCUGUGUUUACACUUCGUUGGGCUAUCCUUGGUGCUGGCUAUAUAUCCGGCAAAUUCGUCUCCGACAUCAUUCUCGACCCAAAGACACGUGGGGUGACUGAUGUCGUGCACAAACUCGUUGCAGUUGGCUCUCGCGAUGCAGCCAAGGGAAAGGAGUUUCUUGCAAAGAUUACCGGCAAGGACGACCACCCAGCCAAGAUUUAUGGGAGCUAUGAAGAAGUUGUCAAGGAUCCUAAUGUCGAUGCAGUCUACAUCGGUGUACCCCAUCCUGGUCACUACGAUCUCACCACGCUAUGCCUCACCAAUGGCAAGCACGUACUCUGCGAAAAGCCAUUUACCGUCAACGCCAAAGAGGCUGAAGCACUGAUCCAACUCGCCAAAGAGAAAAACUUGUUCCUCAUGGAAGCCAUGUGGACACGUUUCCUGCCAGUAGCAGAUUACAUCUCAGACCUCGUCAAAGGCGGCACUCUUGGAGACAUACGCGUCCUACAUGCAGAUCUGAGUGGUGAUUUUGACAUCCAAAACCUUCCACUCACCCAUCGAAUCCUGGACCCAAAGCUCGGUGGAGGAGCACUCCUUGACCUUGGACCCUAUCCACUCGUUUGGGCCAUUAUCGCCAUGUAUGAGCAUCCAGCCAACAACAAGCAGCACCCUUCUGCCAUCUCAGCAGCCAUGCUCAAGACACCACUCACAGGAGUAGACGCACACACUUCCUUUACAUUAAACUUUGACCAGCUCAACGCUCAAGCUGUCCUCACGUGCGGUAUCACCAUUUCGUCCCCCAACCCAGCGCUGGUCAUCCGACUUCGCAAGGGAAAUAUCAUUGUAGAUGCCCCCAUAUACCGUCCCAAUGUCGUCAAGGUCCAGUAUCUGGCCAAGGAAGGCAGCGACGAGGUAGUAAAGGAGGAAACGAAGACAUUCAAGAAUGGCGCAGAUGAACAGCAUGGAGGCUCUGGAUGGCAUUGGCAGGCAGACGAAGUCGCUCGAUGUAUCCGUGAUGGCAAGAUUCAGAGCGACAAGUGGGGGUGGGACAAGACGCUACUUGAAAUGAAAAUCUUUGACGAGGUACGCAAGCAAGGUCAGCUGGUGUUCCCUGAAGGCGUAGAGAAGCUCGUAUAA